Messenger RNA from Microtus oregoni (creeping vole), 1532 nucleotides. RefSeq names its product protein SCO1 homolog, mitochondrial (gene Sco1). NCBI's taxonomy places the organism in Eukaryota, Metazoa, Chordata, Mammalia, Rodentia, Cricetidae. The record is from RefSeq and is a predicted model, not a curated record. The coding region runs from base 22 to 882 and encodes 286 amino acids. Gene Ontology annotation, biological process: mitochondrial respiratory chain complex IV assembly. The transcript is spliced from 6 exons.
AAGGCGUGGUCUCCUAAACUCAUGGCGGCGUUGGUGCGGGCUAGCUGUAUGGGGAUGCGACCGCAGUGUCGCCAGCUCUGGCGUCUGUUCCCUCACGGCCAUGGGCUUUGGGGUCCGGUGGGAAGUCCGUGGCCCCGAGAGGCGCGCUGCUGCCUGGGGAUCCGGGCUUUCAGCGCCGCGCCGCCACCGCCGGGGGCCAAAGGGCCAGAGACCAAGGGCGGCCAAGCCGGGUCACGCCGCAUGAAGCCCGGGCCCGUUUCUUGGAAGUCUUUAGCGUUGACUUUUGCCAUUGGAGGAUCUUUAUUGGCUGGAAUGAAGUACUUCAAGAAAGAAAAGAUCGAACAGCUGGAGAAGCAGCGGCAUCGCAGCAUUGGAAAGCCUUUACUAGGGGGACCGUUUUCCCUCGUAACUCAUGAUGGCGAGCCCAAGACUGACAAGGACUACCUGGGCCAGUGGGUAUUGAUUUAUUUUGGCUUCACUCAUUGCCCUGAUAUCUGUCCAGAAGAACUAGAAAAAAUGAUUCAAGUUGUAGAUGAAAUAGACAGUAUUCCGUCCCUGCCGAAUUUAACUCCACUUUUCAUCACCAUUGACCCAGAAAGGGACACAAAAGAAGCCAUCUCAGCUUAUGUGAAAGAAUUUUCUCCCAAAUUGGUUGGUUUGACUGGUACAAAAGAAGAGAUUGAUGGAGUGGCUAGAGCAUACAGGGUCUAUUACAGCCCUGGCCCUAAGGAUGAAGAUGAGGACUACAUAGUUGAUCAUACAAUAAUAAUGUACUUGGUGGGACCAGAUGGAGAGUUUCUUGAUUACUUUGGCCAAAACAAGAAGGCGGCAGAAAUAGCUGGUUCGAUUGCUGCACACAUGAGGUCACACAAGAAGAGGUAGCUAGAGUGGAGUCACCAGACACAGGACUGCCUUGUUGAAGACUUGGUCUCCCAAAGGAGCCUCUACAACAUGGCUUUCAUAUCCUGAGAUCAUCAUUCUAUUUAAGAUGUUACCGUUGGGCUCACCAACUGAAGUCUGCCCCGUAGCUACCAUAAGUCCAAAGGGCCAUGGUAAGCAGAACAGGCCUCCCAGGGCCGUAGGAAUGGCCCUUGCAGCAGCACUGAUACCCCAACAGCAUCUGGGACCUUGCUCGGACAAAUUGUGGGGCCAGAUUCUACAGCAGCGUAUAAUUUCCACAGUGCUCUUGGUUUUUCAACUUGUGUGCUCGAUGGUUGAUAGUCAAGAUAGACUUCAGGUCAUCUUUAUACUUGAGCGCAGAGUUCGGUCUUCCUUGGAGAGGAGUGUAGCUGUCAGGUUUGCAUUUCGUUCCCUCAGCCACUGCUGCCUGGACGACUGAAUGAGAAAACUUCUGUGUGGACGUAACCGUUGGCUCAAUUCUUGCUUUUGUUAUUUAAAAAACUAAAUGAUUUGGCUGGUUUUCAGUGAUAGACCAAAUGGAAAUGAGGAUAUUAAUUAUGACUGGUCUAGUUUUUUUCAUAUACCAGAUUAUACAGCAUAUAAAAUAAAGAUGUAAUCAAUUUAGCAGCUUA